GGGCUCCGCGGCCGGGGUGGCGCCGGCCCUGGCCACGUUCGGCCUGUCCAUUCCAGCGGGCGCCAUCUGCGGCGGGGCCGCAGGCCUCCUGAUUGGCACCACCGCCGGCAGUACCGCUGGUGGUGCCGGGGGCUUCUGCCUCUAUAAGUACCGAGUGCAGAUCAAGGAUGGGGUCAUUCAAGUCAAGGUCAAGGCCCUGAAUGCCUUUGAAGCUGGCCGCGACAAAGCCAAAGGCACCGCCUCCCGCACCAAGCUGGCGAUUGAGUCGACGGCGGCCCAAGCUCGAGAGAAGGCAAACGUGACUGUCGCUCUGGCCAAGGAGAAGUCGACAGAGGCAGUGAAGCUGGUGAAGGCCAAGGCUGGUGACGCGUUCACCUACGCCACCAGCACUCGCACUGGUGUCUCCUCUGUCUCUGCCCUGCUGGGUGGAGCAGUGGGCACGGCCACCGGCGGCGCCUGUGGUGCGCUGGCAGGAGGAGCCGUCGGCAUGGUGCCAGCCAUCUUCACUUUCGGUCUGUCCAUCCCGGUGGGUGCCACCAUCGGACUGGUGGCAGGGGCGACUACUGCAGGAGGAGCCGGUGCUGUGGGCGGUGGCGCAGUGGGCUUUGCCGGCUUCACCUACCGCGAGGAGAUCCAAAAGUCAGCCAGUUACCUGCACAAGAAGGGCAUGGACUCGGCUGAGCAGGUGAAGAGUCGUGUCAAGUCUCUGGUUGGAGCCGGAACUGGAGGAACUGCAUGAGGUACAUUCACAGAGGUGUGUGGUUUGCCGCUUGAUGUUCCUUGCCUUGAACUGAAAUGUCUCCCGAUCCUGCAUGGAGGCCGCGCAUGUCUGAGGAAACUUCCAUAUUUUUGUCUGUUAAUGUCGCAGAGUGCCAAGAGGCGUCGACAGAGCUCUUCGUGCAUCCCGUUUUCCACAAGCGAAGUGUGCUGAGCUUGAGACUUGUGCGCGAUGCCUGCGCAUGGCCUCACUUUGACGCUCAGCUCUCGCGGAGUGGUGCACCUUCGUACAGGUUGUGCCUGAACAACUGUUUGGCUCGCAGCGGGAGCUUAAGAGGCUCGUGCUGUCUAUCCAGGCACAGUUGGCGGACAGUGGAAACUUGUUCCAAACCACAACCCGGCCACCUGAGCGCUGUAUUUUGCUCAUUUUGCC
Effrenium voratum is the source of this 1150-nucleotide messenger RNA. The record is from the annotation of a GenBank genome assembly. Lineage: Eukaryota; Dinophyceae; Suessiales; Symbiodiniaceae.